Colias croceus (clouded yellow) is the source of this 2255-nucleotide messenger RNA. Its product is annotated as peptide transporter family 1-like. NCBI's taxonomy places the organism in Eukaryota, Metazoa, Arthropoda, Insecta, Lepidoptera, Pieridae. The coding region runs from base 145 to 2217 and encodes 690 amino acids. Gene Ontology annotation, cellular component: membrane. The transcript has 13 exons. Gene Ontology annotation, biological process: transmembrane transport; oligopeptide transport. Gene Ontology annotation, molecular function: dipeptide transmembrane transporter activity. The record is from RefSeq and is a predicted model, not a curated record.
CAAUGCUUGCUUAGUAGCGCGCGCGCAGACAACUCGUGCGCAUGUGUCAAUGCGAACGACAUAAUAUUUAUUAUGUUUUCUUCAAUAUAAAAACAAAAGUUUUGGACAAUUGUGACUUUAUGUAAAGAAUAAGACGCCUCUAAUAUGGAAGAACAAGGCAAAGCAGCAGGGAAACUUCCGUAUCCAAAAGCAGUUGGCUUCAUAGUGACAAAUGAGUUCUGCGAAAGAUUUUCUUAUUAUGGAAUGCGAGCAAUCCUCUCGCUGUACUUGCGCGACAAACUGGGAUACAGUGACAAUGGUGCGACUGUGGUGUACCACACCUUCACAAUGUUCGCGUAUUUCUUCCCCUUGAUGGGGGCAAUGAUUGCUGAUGGAUGGCUGGGCAGAUUCAGAACGAUAUUCUACUUAUCACUUGUAUAUGCAUCGGGAAGUGUUCUUAUAUCUUUGACAGCAAUGCCGCCAAUCAGCUUGCCGCAAAUGGAAUUCACAAUACUAGCGCUUCUGUUAAUAGCAUGUGGUACGGGAGGCAUAAAGCCCUGCGUCUCCGCGUUCGGAGGCGAUCAGUUCAAACUGCCUGAACAGGAGAGAUAUCUGGGCUAUUUCUUCUCCCUUUUCUAUUUUGCCAUAAACGCGGGAAGUCUUAUAUCGACGUUCAUAACGCCAAUCCUAAGGGCCGACGUCCAUUGCUUCGGCGAUAAUGACUGUUACUCGCUAGCUUUUGGCAUCCCUGGAAUUCUUAUGGUCGUUUCUAUAGUGUUCUUCGUGGCCGGGAAGAGACUGUAUAUAAUCAAACAGCCCGCAGGAAACGUGCUUGGCAAGGUUUCAACUUGCAUCGGCCACGCAAUAGUGCAAUCAUGCAAAAGCAAAGAGAAGCGCACACACUGGCUGGACCACGCCAGCGGCAAGUACGACUCGGAGCUCAUAGAAGACGUCAAGUCUUUAUUGAGGGUCCUCGUGCUGUUCAUACCGCUGCCAGUGUUUUGGGCGCUUUUCGAUCAGCAGGGUUCAAGAUGGACGUUCCAAGCAGACAGGAUGGAUCAAGACAUCGGAAGCUGGACGUUGAAGGCCGAUCAGAUGCAAGUCCUCAACCCGCUAUUGAUUUUAGUGUUCAUCCCGUUGUUUGAAGUUGCAAUAUAUCCUUUCCUAACCUGGGCCAAACUGAUAAGGAAGCCGUUGCACAAAAUGAUAUGGGGAGGAAUUCUGGCGUCUGCGGCUUUCGUAAUAUCUGGCAUUGUCGAACUUAAUCUCUUGCCUACCUAUGGAACACCAGUGUCAGAAGGUUUAUCGCAAUUGAGAGUAUACAACGGUUUCGACUGCAAUUUCACAUUAACGCUCCAGAACCACACGCUACAUUCCAAUGAAACAGAAAACUUCCUCAUUCCUCCCCUCGGAAUGUUCGAGAAAUUAGAUAUUGAGACUGAAAAUUAUAUAGAACUACCUUAUUUUCUCAGUGGUCAAGGGAACGCAAAUUGCUCAAACAUAGCGUACAAAGGAAACUUCGUGCUAGAUGAGAAAAAAGCCAACUCAUUCUUUAUUACAACGGACAUGAUGUAUAACUUUACUGACAAUAACGACAAGGCGAUUGAUGGUGUUCAUGUGAGAUUUUUAUCCAAUGUGUAUGGACUUCUCCCUAUUCAAAUAUUUGAUAGAAGCAAAAAUAGGACAGUAUUUAGGGUAAUGACCGACGACACACUUCAAAAAACAAUAGGGAAAGGCACUUAUGACGUGAUAGUAAACGGACAAACAGUUCUGGAGAGUUUUAAAUUUAUGGCUGGAGCAGUGUAUACUUUCAAUAUUUACGGAGCUCCAGAUGGAAGAUACCUAAUAGACGCCCAUACGAUAACACCACCAAACAGCAUCCACAUAUUGUGGCUAGUCCCCCAAUACGUAGUGAUGACGAUGGGCGAAGUGAUGUUCUCGGUCACUGGACUCGAGUUCUCGUUCACACAAGCGCCAGCCAGCAUGAAGUCUGUGCUACAGUCGGUCUGGUUGCUUACUGUGGCGUUUGGCAACUUGAUCGUGGUUCUGAUUGUGGAAGGGAACUUUUUGGAUGCUCAGUGGAAAGAAUUCUUCCUGUUCGCGGGUCUCAUGUUGGUGGACAUGUUCAUAUUCAUGGCGAUGGCUUUCCGAUACAAGUACGUUGAGUUGAGGUCGAGUGUAGAAGAGUUGCCAGUGAAGGAAAUAAGACUGCCCGAUAAACCUAGCAAAAACAACUAGAUUAAGUUUAAUUGUGUAAAUAAAUUGUUUAAUGCGUU